AUGGCUUCGACAAAAUUUCGAAUAGCUGGCUCGCGGCUCACGUCUGAGGUUGAAUGUCUGUUUGGCAUGUCACCCGUCCGCUAUAAACCAGCUGUUUCUUUGCAUGUCGCUAAAUAUCACGAAGCAUGGCGGCGGAACACAGGAUAUCUAAACGUUGUAAUACCUUCGGCUUUUUCUCUGGUGGGCAGCAAAAUCUUCCGCACCAUAUCUUCCCUGUUGGCCCUCCCCCUUAUCGGUAGUCAGCUUGUUUCGCCGUAUUGCAUCUCUUCACACAAAUUGAGGGUAACGACUCCUACACAUUUGGCCCGGGAGUGA
Messenger RNA from Trichophyton rubrum CBS 118892, 315 nucleotides. RefSeq lists its product as uncharacterized. The transcript has a single exon. NCBI's taxonomy places the organism in Eukaryota, Fungi, Ascomycota, Eurotiomycetes, Onygenales, Arthrodermataceae. The record is from RefSeq and is a predicted model, not a curated record. Bases 1 to 315 code for a protein of 104 amino acids.